CCACUGAAAGUUCCUUGAUCCGUGUCUCCUUCCUCACCAAAGUUCAUCUCAGCAGGCCUUCCCAAUCCAUGGCUCCAGGCUCAGUACCGAAAUCUCCCUGAACGAAGGAUUCGUGACGAAAUGCAGGUCUUCGGAGUUACCGCGCUGGUUUUCCUGGCCCUCCAGGGCUCCGUGCAGGCUGUACAGAAUGCCAUCACGUGUACCACAACUGCGGACUGUGCUUGGGGCGAAACUUGUGUGGCUGGUGACGCAGACACAUCCGUCCAGGCCUGUGUAGCACCCACGGUUUGCGGAGGCUCCUCGAUGGGCAACUGUCCGUCCGAUGACACGGGCAAACUCGCUUGCCUCUGGAGACCAUUCAACGACUGCAGUGAAGGUUGUGCCAUUCUGAACGGAAACAAGGGCAUCUACAAGUGCGUGUCUAUUACGCGAUGCGAUGCGUACUACGGAGGUUCCAAAUGCAGUGACGGUUGCAGUGUGAAUGGAGUACGAUGCAAUGGCCAGGGAUCGUGCAACAUGAUGUCGUCCAAUGCUGACGGAACGCCAGUGUUCGGCUGCACAUGCGAUAAUGGCUACAGUGGAGAAAAGUGUGAGAAUGCUCCAGGUUCGACGAACACAUCCUCUACCGAUACCGACGACGAGGACUCAUUCUGGGGAGCGCUAGACGAUGGAUCUGAUGAUGAUGCAUCUAAGAAUGGAUCUGAUGAUGCCAAUGCCGACGACUCUGGUACCUCGGACGAUAAGUCCACAGAUGCAUCGGAUGACUCAGCUACGGACGAGUCGUCUACUGAUACGUCCGAUGAUUCGUCAACUGAUGCCGAUCAAUCAACCACCGAUGCAUCGGACGAGUCGAACGCCGACGACAAUGCAGAGGAUGACAGUGCGUCUAGCUCCAGCUCGGCGUCGUCGUCGGGCGAACUAGCUAACAGCGAGUCGGUGUCUAGUACUUCUCGUAGUGGCAUCCGACCAGGAGUUCUGAUCCUCGUACUCGUCAUGACAGCGUUCUUCUUGGUCGGCACGGUGUUGUUGGUUGCGUACUCGCGUAGAAGGAAGCAGCAGGAAGAGGAGGAAUACGCCAACGCCCUUGCUUCCACACAAGGUGUCGGCGCUGUGGGUGCGAGAGAUCUUGCAGCUGGUCACACCGGCCGUACACCGAGAUCCAACAUCGCUCGCAUGUAAACAGACAUGUUCCUUUAGAAGGAGCAUAUUUUACAAACUACUAGU
Molecule: messenger RNA, 1224 nt
Organism: Phytophthora nicotianae INRA-310
Lineage: Eukaryota; Oomycota; Peronosporomycetes; Peronosporales; Peronosporaceae
Exons: 2
Coding region: 121-1179 (352 amino acids)
Source: RefSeq, a predicted model, not a curated record